AUGUCAAACGUGGACAAUAUUACCGCUGAUGCAGCUGAUGGUGGAAACUACGAGAGUGAUCAUAUUUCGCCAUCUCUUUUCUUGUUUGCCAAGUACAUCACCAUAUACCUCCAACCCGUCAUAUUUACCGCGGGGCUUCUUGGCAAUUUCUUAUCCUUCUGUGUGUUCCUGUCAAAAGGAAUGAGGAAAAUCUCGUCAAACUUAUACCUUGCUGCACUCUCCGGGAGUAGUUUUGGUUUCAACGUGUUGCUUCUCUUCCAAUGGCUUGAGAUUGUUCACAUCCCCAUAAUUCAUAUGCAGGGCUUUUGUCAGGCUAUCGUCUAUCUUGGCUAUAUAUUCAGUUUCCUGUCUGUUUGGCUGAUUGUGUGUAUAACAGUGGAAACUUACAUCGUCACUUUCCAUUUAUCCAAGGCGGUCAUUUACUGCACGGUCUUUCGUGCUAAAGUUGUGAUUGGAAUCCUGAUUAUGUUUUCUGUGAUACUUUAUAGCGGACAACUCUGGACAACAAGUGUAAUGGAAGUAUUCGAAAACUACACAAUCUGUACUGAAGUUAACAAAUACGCACAGCUUAACAUAAUCUAUACGUUCUGGGAUACGAUAACCACAAUGAUUCUUCCGAUUAUAAUCAUUUCUGUUCUAAGUGUUGCUAUUCUCUCAAAAAUUUCCUUGGCACCCCCAAAGAAUAAUGGUAGUGACUAUUUAAUAUUGCAACGUCAAUCGAAGAAACAAAAAUGCCUUGUUAGGAUAACAAGAGUUCUCCUUGCCAUUUCGCUCACAUUUGUCAUUUUAAGUGGUCCUUCCCACGCCAAUAAACUGAGACACCUGAUUCUUACUGAGCUGAACGGUGCUCAAAGACCAUACACGUUAUCAGACCGAGUUCUCCAACAGGUCUUUCAAAUAAUAUCUUAUCUUAGUUCAUGCCUUAACAUAGUUAACCUUUUGAUUUGGUCACAAAAUUUCCGUAAAGAGAUCAGACGUCUAUUGUGUUUGAAACCUGGACGCUCAGAGAAGAAAUACCGAGUAAUGGAAAAUAGGAGUAGGACGAAGUGUAACAAUGAACAGAAACAUAUGGAAAACGGUGCACAGAAUGGACGUCAGACGAUUGUUGACAAGUCAACAAACCCCACAAUACAGAUAACAGAGCUUUAA
Molecule: messenger RNA, 1149 nt
Organism: Mya arenaria
Lineage: Eukaryota; Metazoa; Mollusca; Bivalvia; Myida; Myidae
Product: somatostatin receptor type 4-like
Exons: 3
Coding region: 1-1149 (382 amino acids)
Biological process (GO): G protein-coupled receptor signaling pathway
Cellular component (GO): plasma membrane
Molecular function (GO): G protein-coupled receptor activity
Source: RefSeq, a predicted model, not a curated record